AAGAAAACAUAGCUAUCGACAAGAGAGGAGAGUGUUAGAAAUUAAGUAGUUAAUUCUAGCUAGAAUACUAGAAACAAUGGCAAGAGAGUUGAACGGGGUGGUUUUGCUGAUGAUGGCGGUUCUUAUGGUUGUGCUGGCUAUAGCACAAGUUCAUCCGCCGGUGCCGCCUCCAUUUCCACCACCUGCACUUCCACCAUCUCAUCAGAGUCACAUCAUAAAACACUUACUUUGCAGUGUUAAAUGUGCAGAGCAUUGCCGUGGACCUCCUCGUCGCUUAGCUAUAUGUAUGACUAAAUGUAUGAUCAAAUGCAUGGUGAAAACCCCAACCUCUGAAGUUGUUUCCAAUUGUACUCUCGACUGUGCAAAUUCUACCAUCUCCAGCAACUUUCCUGAUGAGAAACAAUUGGAAAGCCAUGAAGCCUUGGAACAAAUUGGGGACGCUGUAGGCUCUUGUUACGCGGACUGCAAUCAGAAGAUCAUCAAUUAAUUGUAUUUCGCAAUGCUUUUUAUUUUGAUUACACAGAAAUCACUAACGUUAAUGAAUUUUAAUGUUGUUUACAAUGGCCUUAAGAUCAAAUUAGCAUACAGGCCAAAAGUUUUAGUUUAUAUAGGAGAAAAUAAUUGUAACCCCUUAUAUUAUGAAAAAUCAAGUGAUUU
Messenger RNA from Ricinus communis (castor bean), 657 nucleotides. RefSeq lists its product as uncharacterized. The transcript has 2 exons. The record is from RefSeq and is a predicted model, not a curated record. NCBI's taxonomy places the organism in Eukaryota, Viridiplantae, Streptophyta, Magnoliopsida, Malpighiales, Euphorbiaceae. The coding region runs from base 77 to 487 and encodes 136 amino acids.